Molecule: messenger RNA, 2160 nt
Organism: Paramacrobiotus metropolitanus
Lineage: Eukaryota; Metazoa; Tardigrada; Eutardigrada; Parachela; Macrobiotidae
Exons: 4
Coding region: 177-1757 (526 amino acids)
Molecular function (GO): DNA binding
Source: RefSeq, a predicted model, not a curated record
CAAAAAUCAAAAUAAACAUAAACUUAUUUUUUCGCUAACAUCAAGGAUCACCAUUUCUCUGUUUGAUUUUGAUGCUUGUGGAAAAUUGUCCUGUUUGGUAUUUUAACACAGAAUUUCUAGAUAUCGCACUUUGAUGUCUUUCCUUCCCCUUUUCGAUCUGUUCCCUUUUUCGCGCCAUGUCUCAGAGUACUGAGAAGUAUCCUGAUGACAGCCUGUCUACUGGAUCAGUCGGAUGUUCUGAUACUGAUUGUUGCCCUUUGCCAUCGAAUAACGACAGCGAUUCGCCAACUGUUGGGUUUCCAUGCCAGAGGGAAGAGCUGCCAAAAGGAACGAAGAUGGAGGCAGCUAUACGGGCGUGUAGAGAUGGAAUGCCAGUGACGCUGGCAGCCCGACAGUUUGGAGUUGAAAGAACUACGUUACGCUACAAGCUGAAAGGGGAGCACGCUGGUGUUGCUGGAUACCAAACCAGAAAGUUUUCCGAUGCUGAGGAGAGUUGUUUUGCUGAUGUACUGGUGCGCUUGGAGAAGAUGGGAGUCCCCCUGGACAAGACAAUCUUCCGGAAAGUGGUGGAACUCACAGCGCUGGAAAAAGGCAUUCCGCUGGCGUGCAUGUCGGACAUGUACAUCCGGUCAUUCCAUCAACGGCAUCCGGAAAUUACUUCAAGAAUUGAGAUUAUAGGAAAGGAACGCAAAGGUGAUAGAGAGUGGACCGUGGAGAAUUGCACAAAAUGGGUGACGACGCUCAGUGACCUGCACGCGUACGGAUAUCUCUCCGAUCCCCGGGGACUCUUCAGUUUGGACGAAAGCGUUUUUCCCCUGCCAGAAAACACAGAAAAGGCAUGUGUUCCACCGAUUGCAGAAAAGGAUCUCUCCCAUGUUGAUGGCGCGGAUCAGGAAGUGGUGACGACGGUGUUCUGUGGAAGGGCGGAUGGAAAAGUUCUGCGGCCGCUACUCGUUUUUCCUGACGUUCAGCACCUUCCUUCGCAGAUCGCGGGAACUGCCGACCGCUGCUACAUCGCGUCCACCGAGUCCAGAGGAAUGGACCCGGAAACAUUUGCUGACUAUGUCCGCGCUGAAGUCUUUCCUAAUAUGCAAGCGAAAAAGAACGUUAUUUUUGUCGAUGGACAAUUUUCCUACCUCAACAAUCUCGAAAUGCUUUUGGAGUGCGCUGCGGGCAGUAUGGAUAUUAAAUUCGUCUGUUGGCCAGCGGGCCAAACCAGUUAUCUCCAGUCCCUAGAUGUCCGCGCAUUUGAGCCGGUUAAAAAGCGCUUGAAUGAGUAUAUGCCUACUCCGUCUCCGCAAGUGGGCAGUCGAAGCUUUGCUCUACAUCUCGUGGAAAUGCUGCCAUUGUUUAAUCUGGAAACCACUUUGGUUGCCGAAUUCCGGCACGCCGGCAUUUUCCCUUUUGAUCCGAGCGAAAUUUGCAAGUCGCUGAAAACCGAGAAAAUUGUCCCGGACCGCGUUCCGCCUUCUGUUGAAGAAAUAUUCAAUAGACAGUUUGCGGAUGUGGAGGCGGCUUUGAAAGAAAUUGUCACACUUUCGCCAGCAAAUAUCGAAGACACGAUGGAAUUGCUCAAGCAGAAAGCCGCUGUGUCCAUUUCAACGGAGGGUGCUCAUAAAAUUGAGUCGGGUUUUAGAAAUGAAUCUCCAAAGAAACCGGGAAAGCGGCUGAAGCAUUCGAAGAAGAACCCGAAGCGGCCACGUAAAGUACCGGGAAAAAUUACUAAUAUUGCGAAAAGAAAGAGAUUGCAACGUUAGGUUGUGGAGGUUGAUCACGGCGAUGUUGUUAGAUUUUUUUUGUUGGAAAAAAUAUCGUCUUUCGUUUGGUGUUUGAAUACAAGUACAGCGGAGCAACUGAACUGCUUUCGGUAAUUGUAAUCGGCUGCUGUUGGAAUUAUGGAGUCCGACAAAUAUCAGCACUAAUUAUUAGUGUGUGCCAACGCUGCUUUUUAAUCUAAGACGUGGCCAUUGCCGAAAACAGGAAAAAAGCGUCAAGAAAAGGCAGCCGCCCCAGGUCGUUGUUACAAGUGGUAUUUCUCUAACGGAGUUGGCAAACACUAAACUAAACUACUCGUAACAAAACAUCAACUGAUGGAAAUGGUUUUAAUCAACUGAAAAUCCAAAUGAGAAGAGCGGGCAUGCUCAGUCUCCGUCCUCCGGU